Messenger RNA from Diaporthe batatas, 489 nucleotides. RefSeq lists its product as uncharacterized. The transcript has a single exon. Bases 1 to 489 code for a protein of 162 amino acids. The record is from RefSeq and is a predicted model, not a curated record. Lineage: Eukaryota; Fungi; Ascomycota; Sordariomycetes; Diaporthales; Diaporthaceae.
AUGGCCAUGGAACAACAAUUCUUCCCAACGAGUGUCGACUUCUUGGCGUCCCCAGACCCAGAAGCUCGAGGAAGAAAACGACGGAGAGACCCAAUCCACGUAACCUUCAGCAGGCCUCAGCACAACCCAUCUACGGGGUCUACACUCCGAGGACGGUGCCGACACCGAUCUCCUUCAAGGCUAGCUGUCGCGUCCCGCACAAACUCUCGUGGCGUGAGAGACGUCUCGCCAUCCACGUCUAAGCGGCGGCUUGUCGCCGUGAUUACACUAUUGCCUGAGAACCACAGACGGAGCAAGAGCCCAUCCAGAUCGCGGCCGGGUGGGGAGCUCUCUGCCAAGCGGAGGCGACAGAGGACUCAGAGCCGGAGCAGGCCGUACGAUGAGAAAGAAACGUUCUCUCCGAUGACGCAGCCACCUGGCACAACCAUUGGGUCGGGCUUCCUCUUUGCCCAGGAAAAUGAAAAAGAUGAUAUUUCCGGUGCAUUAUGA